AUGAGAGUUGAAGGACUCGAGGAGCGCAGCCGGUUGCAGAUUCAAGAGAGAAUUGACUUGGUCAUUAGGUUGAGAAAGACGAUGAGGGAAUACCGAGAGAUGCUUGUGUUGGAGCAUAAAGUCAGAGCAAUCGAAAGACCAUCCCACAGGACCCUCGAAGCUGUUCGGAAUUGCUUCAACAAUGUCACCAGUUCAUUGAGACCCGGUGUUCCUGCACUCGACGGCCGAAAUGCGGAUAUAUUCAACGAUGCCAACGACCUCUUGUCACUCAGGGUCGCAACGGAGGAUGAUCGCCUUACCAGGUUCCUGCAGACCACAUUCCCGAUUUUGUUCGCGAAGCAAGCACCUGGCUCUGACCUGGAGUCGCAUAAGCAAGGAUGCAAUCCUAGUCCCGAUGACCCGCUCUCAUACUAUUCCGAACGUCGGCUGCACGCCUGUGUUGCCAUCAUAUACAUCAUCCUCGCGUCAGGCUUGCUUUUCGGGGCCAUGUUCAACCUCUACUUCGUUGGAAGCAACCCGAAACGCCUGGGAUUGAUUGCAGGAUAUACCGUCGUCUUCGCUCUAUGCGUCGGCUUUUUAUCGAAUGCGCGGCGGGCCGAGAUAUUCGGCGCCUGUGCCGCGUAUGCUGCUGUCCUUGUGGUAUUUGUGAGCGGGGGUCUGAGUUGCGGCGCAGCAUCAGGUUCAGGUGGAUGA
Messenger RNA from Capronia epimyces CBS 606.96, 693 nucleotides. RefSeq lists its product as uncharacterized. NCBI's taxonomy places the organism in Eukaryota, Fungi, Ascomycota, Eurotiomycetes, Chaetothyriales, Herpotrichiellaceae. The coding region runs from base 1 to 693 and encodes 230 amino acids. The record is from RefSeq and is a predicted model, not a curated record. The transcript is spliced from 3 exons.